Molecule: messenger RNA, 1322 nt
Organism: Thunnus maccoyii (southern bluefin tuna)
Lineage: Eukaryota; Metazoa; Chordata; Actinopteri; Scombriformes; Scombridae
Product: kallikrein-6-like
Exons: 5
Coding region: 502-1269 (255 amino acids)
Biological process (GO): proteolysis
Molecular function (GO): serine-type endopeptidase activity
Source: RefSeq, a predicted model, not a curated record
AUGAUGACUGUAGUCAUGUAUGAUGAUUCAUAGUUAAUAUCAAACAGUCUGUGCUCAUAAUGAGAAUGGAGGAGCACUUCCUGUCUUAUUUCACUGUCACACGCUACAUGAAACAUCUGAUGUCAGCUUGUGAAUACUGACCUCAGUUAUACUGAAAGCACAAUAACUGCUUUAUAAAUGUGCAACACGUGUGCAUGUCUUAUGAAGUCCAUAUGUAGGAAGCCUUCAAAUAAAGAAGGAAGCCGACACACAGCAGACACUGACACCUGACUGAUGUUUUAAGGGGAAAUUUGCAUGAGAUUAAACUCUGAAGAAUUCAUUGUUCUGUGAAACGUUGCUGCCGUCCUGCACACCUGCUGAUCUACAUGAAUGUGUCCAGAGUACGUGAUGGAACCUGAUUGGUCCACGCAGGAUGAGAGAUGACAGAUAAUAAAGAACAUUUAAAAACGAGCAACACUGUGACCCAGACACCGGAGAAGUGGACCGACGAGGAAGACCACGAUGAAGAGUUUGAUCCCUCUGCUCGUCUUGGCGUCAGCAGUUGCUGGUGCUGUGGACAUCCAGAAAAGGAUAAUAAAUGGAAAGGAUUGCGGUGAAGACCAGGGUCGGCACUACGUGGUCCUGAUGAGGGUGAAAGAUGAUUUUAACACCAGGUUCUGUGGAGGGAAUCUGAUCAGUCCAGACUGGGUCCUCACUGCUGCACACUGUGAUGAACCGGACUUUUAUGUGAUUUUGGGCAAACAUCCAGCCGGACAGGGAACAACGAUGCACAUCACUACAGGGAAUGUAAAGCAUGUCUAUAACGCUGAUGGUCACAAUCAUGAAAUCAUGCUUCUUAAACUGCCCCAAACUGCCCCUCAGGGACUUCCCAUCAUCCAACUCCCUGAUGUUACAUGUUCAUCACCUACUGUUAAUGGCGAUCCCUACACUAUUAUGGGAUGGUCCUACACAGAUCCUGGGCACAAGAAUUUACCGGCUAAACUGCAGUGUGGAACCGUUCACCUGCAUGCAGACUGCACUGGUCGUAACGUGGAUGCCAAUGACCCUGACGCUGAUCAUGACUGGGUAGGACAACAUAUGCUGUGCUCCUAUGAACGCAACGGACCCCGAGUAUGUCAGAGCUGCCCAGGGGAUUCUGGCGGCAGUCUGGUGGGGAAGGAUGGUCUUCUGUAUGGAGUGACUGGUGGUAGUUUAUCUGGCGAAGGGUGGACUGUCUACAUGGACGUCUGUGCCUACAGGCAGUGGAUUCGCACUGAAACUGGCAUCUAAACUUGUCUGUAACUGACCAAAGGUCAGUCAGUACUGUGACACUGUCUGACAAU